GGGAAACUGGAAUUGACUCUUGCUCAGAAGGUAAACAUUUUACUUUGUCAUAUUAUGCACACACAUACAAAACUUUAAGAGAAGCUUAUUAAAGUUUUUUUAACAAACAUUGGUCUGCCACUUUCACAUCAGCACUCAAAUUAAAAAUAUUCAAUUUUGACAGAUUUUAAGCAUGUUAUAUAUUCUUAGCCUGUUGGUGUCUAAAUAUUCCACAGACAACCUCGAAUUCCAAUAAAUAGCUCACACUCCUCUGAUAAGCAAACAUUCCGAUGACAACCCCCACAUUCCUAUGACAAACCACAUUGCAAUGGCAAACCCACAUUUUCAAAUGACAAACUCACAUUCCAAUGACAAGCCCACUUAUUCCUCAGUCUCUAGAACAGGCCAGGACAAAGGGUCAGCUUGAAGAGAUGAUUGAAGCCAAAGUUAAACAAGCCGAGGACAAACUGAAACACAGGAAGCAGAUCAUGGCCAAAAUCCUUGGACUCAUGCCAGCCAACCUGGCAAUCAUGCAAACCUCUGCCCUGGGAAGCCCUGGGUCACGCAAAGACCUUUACAAGGUGGCACUGUUACUCAGGGAAGCCAACAAGAUUAAUCAGCAGCUUAAAACAAAUCUUGUGAGUCUGAAACCGUAAUGUAACGCUUAAGUGUUAAUUUAGGACUCGGUGUCUUAUUGUAGCACUAAGUGUCAUUGUGGGACAAUCUAUGUAGUGUGUUGCUAAAAUUAAUUAAAUAUAAUACAAUUCUUUUAUACUGCAUCUCUUCCCUUUUAUGCUGUUAAAAAAAAAAAGAAGAGAAAGAACGCUUUCAUUAAAAUAUUCUUGAUGUUACCAGUAUGGACUCAUAGUGUGCUACACAGUAAAUUGUUUGUUAAGCUUGAUUUGAUCAAAUUCCCAAGGGUUGAGCCUUGCAUGGCCCCUGUAACUAAUCGAAUGUGUCCGGUUUCUUCAAUGACGCAUAGUCUUAAAAUAUUCAGAUCCGGGAAUUCUCCCUGUUCUUAAAAAAUAUUUUUUUAAAUUGCUUUAGAGGAAAGUACAUUUUCCUAUCACAUGCUCUGAACAGAUGUUUUAAAUGGUUUUUCUUUAAAGAUAUUUAGUCACGGCAGAAAACCAUACAGUUUAAACUGCCUAUUAUUUAAUUGUUUAAAAUUGCCUAUUGUUUUUUUAAUGUCUUGAAAUAGAAUUUUAGUCAUUUUUCAUUCUUUUUGUACCUUCCCUUGUUCAGUGGGGUGAAAAAAAAAAUGCUGUAGCUUUCUCAACUAAACCUAAUGUGUCAGAGGGUGGGCAGCGAAACAACACCUUAGUCGAGCUAUGGUCUUUUUUUGUGGUGGUUUGUUUCAUGGUCUCAUAGUUGUUUGAUAGUCUUAUAGCUGUUUUGAUUGUCUCAUUGUUGGUUGGUCAUGUCACAGGUGUUUGCUAGAGACGAUGUCCAGUCUGAGGAUGGAAGUGGCUCAGUCCACACACAGAUCAGAGUGACCAACACAAGACACAGGAUGUUCACUUUGUGGCCUGUGGCAAAGUUUGAAGGGAAAUUGGCCCAGAUGAGAGAUUUAUAUGAGGUAUUUAUAUUGACCCAAAUGAGAGAUUUGUAUGAGGUAUUUAUAUUGGCGUGGAUCAGAGAUUUAUACGAGGUGGAUCAGAGAUUUAUACGAGAGAUUUAUACGAGGUAUUAAUAUUGACCCAGAUGAUAGAUUUAUAUGAGGUAUUAUAUUGACCCAGAUGAGAGAUUUAUAUGAGGUAUUUAUAUUGGCAUAGAUGAGAGAUUGAUAUGAGGUAUUUAUUUUUGCCCAGAGAAAAUUGGACUCGUAGAAAUCUCCAUUGCUAAGAAUUGCAUGAGACUUUGAAAUAUUAAAAUAUAUGCCAGUUAGAGUUAGAGUCAGCUGUACUUAAAUAAAUAUGACCUUUGUUUUAGAGCUGUAAUUUAUUGUUUAAAAUGUACACUCAAUUUGUUUGAUGUCUGCCUGACAGAAUGAAGACGGGACAUCAGCUGAUGAUGAAGUUUUUCAUGACCCCGAA
Molecule: messenger RNA, 2015 nt
Organism: Lymnaea stagnalis (great pond snail)
Lineage: Eukaryota; Metazoa; Mollusca; Gastropoda; Lymnaeidae
Source: the annotation of a GenBank genome assembly